GGCGAGCAGUGGCAGCGGGCGCUUGCGCUGCUGAGCGAGAUGUGGGAGGCGAAGCUGGAGCCCGACGUCAUCAGCUACAGCGCUGGGAUCAGCGCGUGCGAGAAGGGCGAGCAGUGGCAGCCGGCGCUGGCGCUGCUGAGCGAGAUGUGGGAGGCGAAGCUGGAGCCCAACGUCAUCAGCUACAGCGCUGGGAUCAGCGCGUGCGCGAAGGAUGCGGGAGGCGAAGCUGGAGCCCAACGUCAUCAGCUACAGCGCUGGGAUCAGCGCGUGCGAGAAGGGCGAGCAGUGGCAGCGGGCGCUUGCGCUGCUGAGCGAGAUGUGGGAGGCGAAACUGGAACCCGACGUCAUCAGCUACAGCGCUGGGAUCAGCGCGUGCGAGAAGGGCGAGCAGUGGCAGCGGGCGCUUGCGCUGCUGAGCGAGAUGUGGGAGGCGAAGCUGGAGCCCAACGUCAUCAGCUACAGCGCUGGGAUCAGCCGCGUGCGAGAAGGGCGAGCAGUGGCAACGGGCGCUUGCGCUGCUGA
This is a messenger RNA of Prorocentrum cordatum, 522 nucleotides long. The record is from the annotation of a GenBank genome assembly. NCBI's taxonomy places the organism in Eukaryota, Dinophyceae, Prorocentrales, Prorocentraceae.